Spinacia oleracea (spinach) is the source of this 1875-nucleotide messenger RNA. RefSeq names its product G2/mitotic-specific cyclin-2. The record is from RefSeq and is a predicted model, not a curated record. Gene Ontology annotation, biological process: mitotic cell cycle phase transition. NCBI's taxonomy places the organism in Eukaryota, Viridiplantae, Streptophyta, Magnoliopsida, Caryophyllales, Amaranthaceae. Bases 351 to 1607 code for a protein of 418 amino acids. Gene Ontology annotation, molecular function: cyclin-dependent protein serine/threonine kinase regulator activity. The transcript has 12 exons.
AAUCUCCCUUAUUUUUCUGUUCGUCAAUUUCUUAAUUUUUCUACUUCAUCUUCUUCCUUUUUUUAAUUUUCUUUUUUCUUUGUUUUAUCCCUCUUGUUUAUGAACCCUAGAAAUUCGAAACAUCUUCCUCAUUUGACAGAGAAAGUCGAGAGAGAAUUCUAGAGAGAGAAAGAAAGAACUAUAUUUCCUUUCCAUUUCAUUUUGAUUUGAUUUGAUUUGAUAAUGGGGUUUGAGUUUUUCUGACUGAUUUCUUUCUCUCUCUUCUCCAAUUAGUUCUGGGGAAAAAAACGGACGAUUUGAUUUGAGCAUUUAAUCUUUACCCAUCAUUAAAUUGUUCGUUUUGGAAGAAGAUGGCUGGAUCGGAUGAGAACAAUCCGACUAUAAUCAAUCACUCUAUCGUUCAAGAAGGCGGUUUGCAAACAAGAAGUAGAAAGGCAAUGCCACCAAUUGGGCAUAAUAGGAGGGCGUUGAGGGACAUUAACCGCAACAUCAUUGGAGCUCCACUGCAUAAUGCAAUCAACAAAAGAACCAUCUCUGAGAUAGAUGAUGGUUGCGGAAAGAUUCCGCCGAUUCCAGGUCACCGCCCAGUGACUAGGAGGUUUGCGGCAGAGAUGGCUAAUAUGCAGCAUUAUGUGAUUGAGGAGAUCAAGGAACCAAUUGGAUGUGAGUCAUCUGUACCUAUGUUUGUGCAACAUACUGAAGCAAUGCUCGAGGAAAUUGAUCGUAUGGAUGAAGAAGUUGAAAUGGAAGAUGUUGACGGGCCGAUAAUGGACAUUGAUAUUGCUGAUCAGGAUAACCCUCUAGCAGUAACCGAGUAUGUCGAUGAUAUCUACACUUAUUACAAGAAAGUGGAGAGUACUAGCUGCGUUCCUCCAAAUUAUAUGGACAGGCAACCUGACAUUAAUGAAAAGAUGAGAGCCAUUCUAAUUGAUUGGCUGAUUGAGGUCCAUUAUAAGUUUGAGCUCAUGGAGGAGACGCUAUAUCUGACAGUCAACCUGAUUGAUCGCUUCUUAGCAAUUAAGUCAGUUGGUAGAAAAAAGCUUCAGCUAGUAGGUGUCACAGCAAUGCUUCUGGCUAGCAAAUAUGAAGAGGUGUCAGUUCCGGUUGUUGAAGAUCUGGUACUGAUAUCUGAUAGGGCUUAUAGUAGGCAAGAAGUUAUUGAUAUGGAGAGACUGAUGAUCAACUCCUUACAGUUUAAUUUGUCGAUUCCCACCCCAUAUGUCUUCAUGAAACGAUAUCUUAAAGCAGCUGAAGCAGACAAAAGACUCGAAAACCUGUCGUUCUUUUUGAUUGAGCUUUGCCUGAUUGAGCAUGAAAUGCUCAAGUUCCCACCUUCUCUAUUAGCAGCAGCAGCAGUAUUCAGUGCUAUGUGCACUAUGAGUGGGUCUAAGCAUUGGAAUAAGACCUGUGAGUGGCACACUGGUUAUUCUCAAGAUCAGUUGAUGGACUGUUCAAGGCUGAUGAUUACUUUCCAUCAGAACGCUGCAUCAGGAAAGCUCACUGGUGUUCAUCGGAAGUACAACACUUCUAGAUAUGGCUACACAGCAAAAUGCGAACCAGCUCUUUUUCUCUUAGAGACCAUUGGGUUCAGUGGGGUAUGGCGUUAAGGACUUCAAAGCAACUGAAGUUGUGCGCCCCCUUCUCUUCUACUUGAACAUAGUUCUAUUGUGCUGGAUCAUUGCGUGAUCCGCUUUAAUUUUCCUGUUCUAUAUUAGGAUUGAAAUGCUUUCCUCUGAAAGCAUCUCUAAGACACAUUCUUCAGCUUGUAUGUCAUGUCAUAGUUUAUUUACUGUGAAUUAUGUUUGAUAAAACCUUGUGUUAGUUUAAGUUUAACUGUUUCUUUGAUCCUCCUAAAGAUUAAGCUGUUUGGUAAAA